This is a messenger RNA of Bombyx mori (domestic silkworm), 999 nucleotides long. RefSeq names its product alcohol dehydrogenase. NCBI's taxonomy places the organism in Eukaryota, Metazoa, Arthropoda, Insecta, Lepidoptera, Bombycidae. Gene Ontology annotation, cellular component: cytoplasm. Gene Ontology annotation, molecular function: oxidoreductase activity, acting on the CH-OH group of donors, NAD or NADP as acceptor. The record is from RefSeq and is marked provisional.
UCAACAGAGAUACAUGACCGCCAAGCGACAUGACACUUAAUUUGAUAAAAACAUUUUUCGUAUCUUGCUUUGUUAUAAAUAUUGUAAGUGCUCUGAGUGACCUAAAAAAAGAAAACGAAAUUGAAGGUAAGGUCGUAGUCAUUACGGGAGCAGCACAAGGUAUCGGUUAUGCUAUAGCUGAUAACUUUUUGAAAAACGGUGCAAAAGUCAUAAUUAUACUGGACAUAAAUGUGCCAAAAGGUAUACAAGCUGCGAAAGAGUUAAAUUGUAAGUACGGAAAGAAUAAAGCUGAGUUUAUUGAAUGCGAUAUCACUAAAGAUUUGGAAAGGAUUUCGAAAAUUAUUUAUAAGAAAUACAAAUACGUGGAUGUACUAGUUAACAAUGCAGGAAUAUUUAAAGAAAUUAAGCCAAGGAAACUCCUGUUGACAAACGCAGUAGCUACUAUUGAAUUUUCUCUCAAGUUCAUGGAAAAUAUGAGAAAAGACAAACUAAGUGGAAAAGGCGGUACUAUAAUCAACAUAGCAUCGACAGUAGUGCAUUACAUUGAUCCUUUCUUUCCUACAUACAGAGGAACGAAAUUUGCCAUCAUGGGAUUCUCACGAUCUCUAGGACAUGAAUACAACUACAAAAAGAACGGUGUGAGAGUACUAACAAUAUGUCCCGGAGAAACAAAUACAACACUGGGGUUAGAUAAUUCCAAUGUAAAUAGUGAAGACGCAGCAGCUCUUGCUAAAGAAUAUCAAUAUCAAAUUAUACAAUCUCCCGAUAAUGUAGGGAAAGGAGCUGUAGAAAUAUUCAAAAACGCUAAAACUGGUACGUCUUGGGAUGUCGAAAAUGAAAAACCUCCUGUUGAGUCGACUGAUACUAUAAGACUUUUAAAAAUUGGUGAAAGCCUGUGAUCUUGAUAUUUAAAUUUGUAUCACGAUAAAUUAGUUUGAUCUGUUUUACGCAUAAUUCUUGAAUAAUUCGAACGAUGAUUAAAUACAAAUAACAUUUAGC